CUGCCUCCGGGAACAGCCCAACUUUAGGAAAAUGUAAACCCAAUGUUUAUACAAUCCGAAUGACAUCAUUUACCAAUCGCCUGCAAAAUCUGAUUACCUUCCUCUAUUCUCCAUUGCAAAUCUGGGCGAUACGCGCCGGCCAUCAAAUGCUCCUUAACAAAAGAUUUUCUACUGCAACUUCUUUUGGAAUCAGUUGGAGAACCACAAUCAAGCAAAACCAAUUGGUAUCUCAAAUCUCUUCAAUUCUCCUAGAAAGAAAAAACUGGAUCCCAUUCCUUGAGAACCUCAAUCUCUCCUCUAAGCUAACCUCUUAUGUUUUCCUCCAAAUCCUCCAUAAAACCCAAAUCCAACCUCAAAUCUCCCUCGAAUUCUUCAAUUGGGCUAUUUCCCAUCUUAAAUUCAAGCCAGACCUCAAAUCUCAAUGCCAUGUCAUCCAAGUUUGUGUCGGUUCGGAUCUUGUCCAACCUGCAAAGAACAUGUUGGAUUCUCUGGUUCAAGUCCAUCCUGCAAGUGUACUUGCGGAGAGUAUGUUUCAAGCUUGUAGAGGUAAAAAUUAUCAGUCUGAUGUGUUCAACUUUGUCCUUGAAUGUUAUUCGCAUCAGAGUUCGUCUAUGGGUGGUUUGGAGGUUUAUAGAAAAUUGAGAUUUAUUGGAUUUACUCCUUCAGUUAAUGCCUGUAAUGCACUCCUUGGUAAUUUUGAAAGAGAAGAAGAGACAAAAUUAGCUUGGUGUUUUUAUAGCGCCAUGAUUCGACUUGGGGUUUUGCCCAAUAAGUUUACUUGGUCGUUGGUUGUUCAUAUUCUUUGUAAAGAUAAGAAAUUUGUGAAAAUCGUUAAAUUGUUGGACAUGGGCAUUUACAGUUCAUUUAUGUAUAAUGCUGUUAUUGAUUAUUAUAGUAGAAGUGGGGAUUUUGAAGGUGCAUUUUAUCGCCUGAAUGAAAUGUGUGAUAGAAAAUUUGACCCUAGUUUCAGUACCUGUAGCUCCAUACUUGAUGGAGCUUGCAAAUGUAGAGAAGUUGAAGUAAUUGAGAGAAUAAUGUCAAUAAUGGUACAGAAAGAGCUGCUUCCUAAGCCUCCUUUAUCUGAAUGUAAUUCAAUUAUCCAAAAGCUUUGUCAUUUGGGAAGGGUGAAUGCUGCAACAAUGUUUUUCAAAGGAGCUUGUGAUGAGAAGAUUGGAUUGAAGGAUGCUACUUAUGGGUGUAUGCUAAGUGUUCUUUGUAAACAUGGAAGAGCAGAGGAAGCUAUUGGUUUAUACCGAGUAACAUCUGAAAGAGGUAUCACAAUAAAUGAUAGUGCUUAUCAUGCAUUUGCAGAUUUUCUUUGUGGGGAAUAUCAAUCUGAGGAAGGAUAUGGAAUACUGAAGGACAUGAUGAAGAGAGGUUUUAGUCCUAAUGCAUCUACUUUGUCUAAAUUUAUCUUGUUGCUAUGUAAUGAACAGAAAUGGAGAGAAGCAGAGGAGCUUUUGAAUGUGGUUCUAGAGAAAGGUUUAUUGCCAGAUGCAUUACCUUGUUGCUCCUUAGUUAAGCACUAUUGCUCCAGCAAACAGAUUGAUAAAGCUGUUGCAUUGCAUGAUAGGUUGAAGAAAAUGCGAGCAGGUUUGGAUGUAACAUCGUAUAAUACACUCCUUGAUGGUUUAUUUGAAGAUGGAAGGAUUGAAGAAUCAAUUCCAUUUUCUGCCUAUAUGAAAGAACUCAAGUUAGUGAAUAGUGCAAGUUUUGUAAUUGUAAUCCGUGGGCUGUGCCGUGCAAAGGAAAUGAGAAAUGCUAUGAAACUUCAUGAUGAAAUGUUGAAUAUAGGCCUUAAACCUGAUAGAGUAACGUAUAAAAAGUUGAUUCUGGAAUUCAAGCUAUAGAAUGACAAUGUCUUUCUUUUUAUCGUGUUA
Molecule: messenger RNA, 1880 nt
Organism: Jatropha curcas
Lineage: Eukaryota; Viridiplantae; Streptophyta; Magnoliopsida; Malpighiales; Euphorbiaceae
Product: Tetratricopeptide repeat (TPR)-like superfamily protein
Molecular function (GO): mRNA binding; protein binding
Source: RefSeq, a predicted model, not a curated record